Messenger RNA from Heterotrigona itama, 735 nucleotides. NCBI's taxonomy places the organism in Eukaryota, Metazoa, Arthropoda, Insecta, Hymenoptera, Apidae. The record is from the annotation of a GenBank genome assembly.
AUGUAUUUGAAACCGAGAAAAUAUUACAACUUUGCAAAAUUCUCGACGUGCGUGGCACGUCAUUCCAGAGUAAGAGGUUAACCCAUCCUGCGUUAUAGAAAUGAUAGUGCGAGUUUGCAAUACAACGGAGAACACGAGCUUUUUAUCUGAUACAUAAUUUGAUGUGGAAAGUUAUUCAAAUCUCUGAAAAUGCAUUUAUUAGAUUUCUGUAAGAAAUUAGUAUGGAGGAUCAAUGUUGCAAUUCCUUUUAAUCGAUUUAUCCUGUUUUUUUUUUUUUUUAAUAUUUAGUGCUAUGAAAGGACUUACUUGAUAUUUGUUUCAUUAUUUUACUUUCCACCUAAAGUUCAUAAAAUGUUCAAUUUUAUAAAAUUUAAAAACAUUGAUGAAUUAUUGCUUGCUGGUCGUUCAUCCCCCGUCAGAUUGCUUCUUCACACCGUAUCAUCGUCAUCGUUCUCGCAGUCAUCAUCAAGACCUGAAACAGCACCUCAUGUAAAAAAAAAAAAGAAAACAGAACGAAACAAAAAAGCAAACGAGACAUCAGCUCGAUUUCUACUCUCUGCUUGCAGCAACAUAGCUAGAUCGAUCGUCCAUCAAGAUCGUCGAAGCGAAGUUAGAGAAGAUCUCGGGGGAGGAAAGUUUGUCGUUGCUGGUGAGGGAGGAUUGAUAAGCCUCCGGCAGGGCAAGUCUCUCGAGGAAGGACAGAGGAAGAAGGAACCAGGUGCCCCAGCUACCUAG